AUGAUUGAGUCCCAAUCUAUACAUACGGUAUUUGCCGGCGAGAGUCAGUUCGCCCACACCUUCGGGCCAAUACACCGAAGCAUUAAUAUAGGGAUCAUUUGGCACAAAAUGGACUGGUGUUCGGUCUCCGUGCGUCGUUCACAAAAUACGUGCGCACUGCACACGAGUCCGCACAACCCUACGGUCACGUCUGGCGAUGAUUUGUCCGCUCCGACGGGUUUACUGAUGGAUCGCAAUAAUAAAGAUAAUAUGAAUGGCAUGAAUGGCGGCACCAGUAAUAGGGCGUCUAGAGCUCAGAAGACACCCAACAAUAACAACGAUAGAGAGAUGAGUGACCACAACAACCAAGCAAUUAAGUCAUGCCAUAAAAACAUCAAAUCAAACGAUUUCUUCAAUAAUAUCUUUGCUCAUCAUUUGGUCGAUUAUAACGAAUACAAUGUUUAACAUUUAAAACAUUGCUUAUUAAACAACAUUUCAGCC
Messenger RNA from Medioppia subpectinata, 480 nucleotides. The record is from the annotation of a GenBank genome assembly. Lineage: Eukaryota; Metazoa; Arthropoda; Arachnida; Sarcoptiformes; Oppiidae.